This is a messenger RNA of Physcomitrium patens, 1705 nucleotides long. Its product is annotated as putative L-type lectin-domain containing receptor kinase S.7. Gene Ontology annotation, molecular function: carbohydrate binding. The record is from RefSeq and is a predicted model, not a curated record. Lineage: Eukaryota; Viridiplantae; Streptophyta; Bryopsida; Funariales; Funariaceae.
UUAUCGUGCAGUCCAAUGACGGCGAUCAUCAAGUGGGAUGCGUGAUUUGAUGCUCACUGACGGCGUCUCACUCUACAGUGCUGUGCUGAGCUAAGCUGAGCUGUCCACUGUGCCCCUGCCUCCGAAGUCGUCUGUCUUUCCUUCUACCAUGUUGCCCAAGCCUGCAUGGAAAGAGCGUAGCAUUCUGCAUGGUCAUGUAGCUGCGUCCGGAGCUCGACCUUGACCCUGCGGUUUGCAUUUCAUUUUGUGGCUUACUCUUCGCAGUCCUGGCAUUUACUGCCCCAGUGCAAGCCCUUAGGUUAUGUUGUAUGGUGUGUGAGCUCUGUUGUUGAAGAGGUGGGGUGGGCUGGAGCUGGUUGCGUUGUGCUGUUCUGUUUCGGUUAGACGGUUUGGCACAGAUAGCCAUGGCGAAAUUGGGAAUGUUGCUACUCAUUCUAUGUCACGGGCUCAUUCGAGCAGGCAGAGGUGUUGAAGCUGACACAAGUUUUCAGUAUUACCAAUUCUCUAACAGUGGUAACAGCAUCUCAGUCCUAGGAGACGCCCACAUUUUCAUAGACGACCUAGCACUGGAGCUCACCAACAAAGCCGCUGGGAGAGCGACGUUUGACUACCCAGUUCGCGUCAUCAGUGCAUCCCCGCAAACCAGCAUUUCAUUCGAAACCAACUUCAUCUUCUCUAUCGAAAAUGAACCCUCCACACCGCAGGCCUAUGGUGCUGGGCUCACUUUCAGCAUCUCCUCGGAGAACAAGACAGUUGGAGAUCCGGGUGGUUAUCUUGGCCUCGUCACAGCUAAUCCAUCUACCUCCGUCUCGACGACAAAAUAUUUUGCUCUAGAGUUCGAUACAAAGCAGGACACUCAAUUCCAAGACAUCGACGACAACCACAUUGGUGUGGAUAUCAACAGCUUAGUGUCGCAACAAGCGAAGCCUGCAAUGUCAGGUACUAUUCCCGUCACCCUGGCAUCCGGCACCCACAUCCAAGCGUAUGUGUCAUACAACAGCGUGGCACAUGUGCUGGAUGUCUCGAUCAGCCCCUACACGAAUGGUGAUUACGUCAAGCCCACGGUCUCUCUCCUGUCUGUUCCUAUCGAUCUGUCCACUGUUUUCAACGAGUACAUGUACAUUGGUUUCUCGGCUGCGACUGGCGCCGGCACGGUGCGACACAAGAUCUGGUCAUGGACCUUCAAGACGACGACCUUGAACUCUACUGGCCAACCGGUUCCCACUGCACCGGAUUCUGAGUACUUGGCUCCCGGUCCAUCACCUGGGGGUUUCGAGCAUCCUUUUGGAGUUUCUACCGGAGGGAGGGUUCAAUCUUCUGCAAUCCUUGGUUUGAUGUUUUGCGUAUCAUUAUCUCUUUCAGUGAAUUUAGCCUGAUGACCAGUUAGUGUUUGGUAGAAGUGUUGGUUAAAAUAGUAGAUUUAAAGUUGAGAAGGUGAGCACCGGACCUCUUGUCCCGCUGCCGUGACUAGUGAUAGCAUGACCGAGCAAUUUUGAAACUUGGGGUCCCGAUGAUGCUCGAGUCAGCAAGUUGGGCAGGAAACAUGGGUAUACUCCGUUAACCUAGCACGAGAAAUGCAAACAGGCUAAUCUUCAAACGACCGUGGCUAUGCUACAUAAAGAUCAUAGACAAUGUUGAACAUUUCUUGACGACUGACUUGUUCAUACACGAUAUUCUACAAAUAAAUUGACGAUUUUGGAGUUCA